Messenger RNA from Physeter macrocephalus (sperm whale), 3223 nucleotides. Its product is annotated as scaffold attachment factor B1-like. The record is from RefSeq and is a predicted model, not a curated record. Gene Ontology annotation, molecular function: sequence-specific DNA binding. Gene Ontology annotation, biological process: regulation of mRNA processing; estrogen receptor signaling pathway; regulation of transcription by RNA polymerase II. Gene Ontology annotation, cellular component: nucleus. The coding region runs from base 16 to 516 and encodes 166 amino acids. The transcript has 2 exons. Lineage: Eukaryota; Metazoa; Chordata; Mammalia; Artiodactyla; Physeteridae.
AGGCUCUCACCACGCAUGGGCAGACGCGACCUGGAGCGUCGAACCCACGCCGGGUACGCCUGCGCAGAAGCGAGGCGCGCCGGGGCGGCUGGAGCGGUUCCUUCGCAAGCGGCGCCAUUUUGUGCUAGGAGCCGAGAUAAAUCCAGCCCGGUUUUCUGUGAAGUGGGCGGCGGAGCCAGGGUCCCUGGAAUGGCGGAGACUCUGUCAGGCCUAGGCGAUUCGGGUGCGGCGGGCGCAGCGGCUCUGAGCUCCGCCUCGUCGGAGACCGGGACGCGGCGCCUCAGCGACUUGCGGGUGAUCGAUCUGCGGGCGGAGCUGAGGAAACGGAACCUGGACUCGAGCGGCAAUAAGAGCGUUUUGAUGGAGCGGCUUAAAAAGGCAAUUGAAGAUGAGGGGGGUAAUCCUGAUGAAAUUGAAAUUACCUCUGAAGGAAAUAAGAAGACAUCAAAGAGAUCCAGCAAAGGUAUGGAGGAUUUUAUAAGCAUUGCUAAUGUUAGGAACGUUUUUCAGAAUUGACUUCCUUUGCUAAUGUGUUUGUGGACUGCCCUGUGAAUCAGAAGGACCUUGAAUGAAGGUUUGCAUUUUCUUUAAAGAUCCCUCCACUGUACUUUUGUUUCCAUGGUUCUUGGGAACUCAGAGGAUGGAAGAGGUACUUAACACAUCUACUUAUUUUCCUCUGUAGGUUUCUCAGCAGCCGUUGCUUAUCCAGGCUCUUAACCUUCUUUAAGUAGAGAGUGUUUAGAAUUACUUGAGUCUCCUAUUGACUUGACUUGUGGAAAAUAACUUCCUUUUUAAAUACUGCCUGGCCAAAACAGAGUUGUCACUUUUACAGACAUUGCUUUCAAAAACUGCAUACCGCAUAAAAGCCAGAUUCCACGUGGCAUUAAUGCCCUUCACCGUCCGCCCCAAAUCUUCCCUUCCCCACUUCCUCCCCCACCAGCUUCCUCUGUUACAUAUACCUUUAAUCAGGUCCCAAACAUGUGGUUUACUGUCUUGGCUCUCUGGGCCUUCGCUUAUAUGUUCCGCCCACUCCUCUUCCCCAUUUGUCUGCGUUCAAGUCCUAGUUCAUCAAGCGAUAACUUCUGAUCCCACCAACAGCAGGUCUUCUCUCCUUAGGUCCUCUGUGCUGCCAUGGCCUGAGUUAUAAUGCUUACGUCUCAUUCUGCCUUGUGUCACAAUCAGUUACCUUGUUGAGGACAGGGGCUGCGUCUUCCUUGUCUUUCUUCCUGCUUAGUAUUUAUUCAUUGAGUUACUAACGGAAUUCAGUGACAUUCACCUACUGUUUUAAGAAAGAAUUAGCUAAAACUGGGCAUUUGGGCUGUCCUGCAAGUUCUCUUGGUAAUUGGAGGUUUUAUUGCUCAGGCCCCAAAACAAAACGAAAUAUUUUUACCUGGUCAUUGGUGAAGAAUUGGGUGUGAAGUGUCUAAGAGGCAGGCACCAAUAUCAGCCAUGCUCUGGGGUAUAUAAGCUCUGGAAGAACAGCAGUCAGUGACCUCGCUUUGGAAUGAAGUCACCUCUGCGGUCCACAGUUCAUCGAGCAUUUUUGGUUUUGCCCAAGUCAGUGUUUUUGCCAAGGCAAAGAGUGCUGAAAAAUCAACAGAAAGACAGUUAUAGACUGGGAAAAAGUAGGGCCUGUGUAUAUCCUUUUUGCUUUCUUUUUCUUUUUAACAGAAAAAGAAAUGCUUGUGUUAAGGUCUUUGGAAAUACAGAUGUGCAUUAAGUAAAGUGUUGAAAUUCCUUUCCAUUCAGGAGGCAACCCGUUGUUAAAAGUGUGGGCAUAUUUUCCCAGACUUAUCGAUGUGUCUGCAGUUAUCUAAAAAUACAGAAAGAUGUGCACACGCCUGUGUGCCUUUGUCUUUCCUUUAAAAAAAAUCGGUUCUGCUACACACCAUAUUCUCUAAUUUGUUUUUUUCACUUAGCAUGUUAAGGACAUUUUUUGAUGGUGCUGAAAAUAAAAAGAACUUGUUCUUUUAACAGCUGAGUAGUCAUUCUUCAUAUGAUUGUACCACAGUUGAGCUCAUCAGUCUUAUUACUUGACGGUUGGGGUUUGUUCCAGUUUUCAGCACAGCCGUGAACCAGAGCUAUCUCUGCUGAAGGAAUAUGUUUUUGUUAACUUAUUGGAAGUAGAAUUCCGGGGUCAAAAGAUAUGUGCAUUUUAUUUUAAAAAUAGCUACUAACGGGCUUCCCUGGUGGCGCAGUGGUUGCGCGUCCGCCUGCUGAUGCAGGGGAACCGGGUUCGCGCCCCGGUCUGGGAGGAUCCCACAUGCCGUGGAGCGGCUGGGCCCGUGAGCCAUGGCCGCUGAGCCUGCGCGUCCGGAGCACAGGCGUCCGGAGCCUGUGCUCCGCAGCGGGAGAGGCCACAACAGAGGGAGGCCCGCAUACCACAAAAAAAAAAAAAAAAAAGCUACUAACAAAUAGCUCUCCAACAGGCUGUACUGGUUAAUAUCCGGCAACAUAAGGGGUGGGAGAGGGUGCCAAUUUCUUCAAAUUCUCACGUAAUGCUGAAUAUAUUUUUAAUGUUGUCUUAUAUUAUAGAAGAAAAGUAUUUCAUUGUAUUUAUCUGAAUUUCUCCACAGAUUAGACAGUUUCUGAUAAUUGGCCAUCUGUAUUUUCUGAAUUGCCUUUUCAUGCCCUUUGCCCAUUUUUCUGCUGGGUUGUUGGUCUCAUUGACUCUUGAGGGCUCUCUAUAAAAUGUCACGAUUGUUUUUCCCGUCUCUCAUUUGACUUAACUAGUUUGUGGUGUUUUGGUCUUUAAAGUUUCAAUCUUUAACACAAGCAAUGCAGUUAACUUAUUCUAUACGGUUUCUAGAUUUUACGUUGUAUUUUAAAAGGCCGUCCUUUGCUUUAAAAUUAUUAUUUUUUAAAUCAUUCCACAUUUUGGAGUGGUAUUUAUCGUUUUAUUUUGAGUUCAUUUGGAGUUUAUUUUUGCAUAUGAUGUGAGAUAAGUAGGGAUCAAAAUAUGGAACAUUCCUAUCAGACUCCUCGUGCCCUUGCCCAGUCAUAGUCCCUGCCUGUCCCUCAAAGGGGGGGAAAAUAUGUGAUUACUUUGACCAUAGAUUAGUUUUGCCUGUUCUAGAGCUUCAAGUGAAAUAGACCCAUUUAAUACAAAUUUUUUUAUUUUGUUGGCAGCACCGCACGGCUUGUGGGAUCUUAGUUCCCUGACCAGGGAUUGAACCCGGGCCCUCAGCAGUGAGACCAUGGAGUCCUAACCACUGGACUGCCA